AUGGAAAACUUGGAGCAGAAGUUCCAGGAGAACCUAUCAGUCACCUCUAGAAUUGUAACACAAUCUCCCAGCUCGGUAAGAAAAUACUCAGACCCAAUCCCAGUUGAUCUACUUAUCGAAAUAUUCUCUAGACUCCCUAGAAAAUCUAUAGAUAGGUUUCGCUGCGUAUCGAAAUUAUGGAGAUACAUACUUCGUCGUCCUGAUUUCACUUCCAUUCGUCCAGAGAUCCUUUUCACCGUAAAAGUUGAUGGCAAGAUAUUAUUCUGUUCUUCACCUCAGCCUCAAAAUCAAGAUGAUAAUUGUACUCUUGUAGCCACACCUUUUCAUACGUCUUUCCCCGAAUAUUUUCCAUCUAAUAACUGUUCUACGGUUUGUGGAUUGGCCCUUCUUCAUCGUUAUGAUAAAAGAAAGGGGAUGGUGGUUUGUAACCCUCGCACGGGAGCGUUCCAAACCUUACCCAAACUGCUUAUGAGAGACAAAAGUACCUUACUAAAUGAGGAGAUUGCAAGAAUCAGUCUUGGAUAUGAUCCGAUCAGCAAACAGUUCAAAGUGUUGUGUGUGACCUCGUCACCUUGUGACAGACCCGAUACUCAUCAGGUUCUGACAUUGGAGUCUGGAAAACCUUUGUGGAGAAGGAUCGAAUGCGAGUUCCAUUUUAAAAAGACUUAUAGAAUGCGUGGUGAAAUAUGCAUAAACGGUGUUUUGUAUUUCGGAGCUUGGUUGGGAGAGACUUAUGUGGUAGUUUGUUUCGACGUUAGGACGGAGAGGUUCGGCUUUAUUAACUUAGAUAAAGACAUGUUAGGAGACGAUGAUGGUUAUGUUUGGGGUGAAUUGGCUUUGUUCAACUACAAAGGUAAAUUAGGUUUACGUGAGGGAACACCUUAUCUGAGUAGAGAAGAUGAACUUGUGUUGUGGAUGCUAGAAGAUGCUCCAAAUCACAAAUGGUCCAAGCAUAGCUACCAAUUGCCUCGUUUUCUCAGAUAUAAAUGGUUUGUUGGAAUGACUUCUACAGGUGACAUCGUGUUCUUGUCCUUCCCUGACCACCGAUCAAAGCUUUACUUUGUUUACUUCUUCAAUCCCGAGAGGAAAACCUUUGCAACAGUCAAUAUACAGGGAUUUGAAGAGUUUAAGACAUGGCAUACUAUCCGCAUCUUUCUAGACUACAUGGAGAAUCUGAAGUUUAUGUAG
Messenger RNA from Microthlaspi erraticum, 1188 nucleotides. NCBI's taxonomy places the organism in Eukaryota, Viridiplantae, Streptophyta, Magnoliopsida, Brassicales, Brassicaceae. The record is from the annotation of a GenBank genome assembly.